Caenorhabditis remanei is the source of this 990-nucleotide messenger RNA. RefSeq lists its product as uncharacterized. The transcript has 5 exons. Gene Ontology annotation, cellular component: membrane. NCBI's taxonomy places the organism in Eukaryota, Metazoa, Nematoda, Chromadorea, Rhabditida, Rhabditidae. Bases 1 to 990 code for a protein of 329 amino acids. Gene Ontology annotation, biological process: sensory perception of chemical stimulus. Gene Ontology annotation, molecular function: transmembrane signaling receptor activity. The record is from RefSeq and is a predicted model, not a curated record.
AUGGAUCUUUUGCAAAAUCCUAAGUUUGUUAUAACAACUACCUACGGGAUAGUUGGAAUGCUGCUCUAUACUUGGGUUUCUGUCGCCAUCCUCAUCAAUCGGUAUAUUUUGAAGAGCUCGUUUUUCAAACUAUUUGUGAUCAGUUAUGUAAUCAACAAUGUUACAUAUACAAACUCGUUCAUAACUCUCCGCUUACCUCAAAGUACUGGGAUAAAUGGAACUUUGGCUGCAUUUUUCAAAAAUCACGAUUCCUGUUCUGAAAAAGCUCAGUACCAAAUCAACAUAUCUCACACUCUACACUAUCAAUUUGCAUAUAUCCAAUACAUAUUCAAUUUUUAUCUAUGUCUGCAUAGAUUUAUCGCUAUCUACUUCCCUCUCGCAAAAUCAAAAGUGUGUAUAGCAGCUGCUUGGAUCAUCGUUCUCGUUUCGUUCAUUCUACCAUUUUUGGAUACCAAACGGAUACUCUCAAACUGCUCAUACUACCAAUAUAGUGAGAAAAAUGACAGUUUCUCCAUUGUCAGUACUAUCGAAAGAAAAGAACUUUAUACAUGGCUCACCCCACUUCUGAUCUGCAUCACUGUAAUGAACAUCAUAUUGAAUACACUUUCAUUUCUGAAAAUGAACAGAAUCGUUGGAAACCGACAAAACAUGCCAAAGAGUAAUCUUCUCAAACUAACAAUCUGCAUUGCAAUGAUUGACGCAUUUCUCGCCAUCCUUGGUUUCCUAAAUGCAUAUAUCGUCACUGAAAACGCAUCCGAAAACCACAUUCUGAUGGCACAUUGGAUAUCGGUUCUGACUCCAUUUGCAAGUGACGCUCUCACUUUGUCGCCUCCAAUUCUUCUUUUAACAUUCAGCAGAUCGAUUCGACGUAGUUGCAUUGACAUGAUUCCAUUCCUCAGAAGAUUCAAUCGUCACCCAUGGUUUGCUAGCCCUGGAAGCAUUAUGUUUGCGGCAAGAUACAACAAUCGCGUGGAAAAUCUUCAAAACUGA